Penicillium subrubescens is the source of this 1047-nucleotide messenger RNA. Its product is annotated as M81 family metallopeptidase. The record is from RefSeq and is a predicted model, not a curated record. The transcript is spliced from 2 exons. Lineage: Eukaryota; Fungi; Ascomycota; Eurotiomycetes; Eurotiales; Aspergillaceae. Bases 1 to 1047 code for a protein of 348 amino acids.
AUGGCGCCACACAAGGAUGAAAUGGAUUACCAAAGAACGCGCGUGUCGCAAUCUAGUCGACAUGCUCACGUCAAAAGACUACACGGGGAAUCGCCCCUUCAAGGCAUGAGCCCGCCAAGGGGUCUCUACGAACUUGUUCCCCAAGCAGAAGCCACGCGGGGAGUGAUCGAUGCUGCAAUCUGGGUGGGCUACGCGUGGGCAGAUGAACCUCGCAAUCACGCGGUUGUGAUGGUAACGGGUUGGGAUGCGGAGGUCGUCACGGAACAGGCCCAAAAAUUAGCAACACACUUCUGGGAUUCGCGUGAAGCCUUCCAUUUUGUCGCUCCUAUAGGUACUCUGGCUGGGUGUAUUGAGCAUGCACUCCAAUCUGACCGCCGGCCAUUUUUCAUUUCGGACUCCGAGGACAAUCAAACGGCCGGAGGCGCAGGAGAUGUGACCUGGACUCUCGCUCGAGUCUUGGCUCGCGCUGAAUUCCGAGGGGUGGAUGGGCCUGUUGUGGUAUAUGCCAGCAUUCUGGGACAGCAGGCAGCUGACACUAUUGCUCGAGCGGGUGUUGGUGCUAUCGUGACUGUCGUUGCUGGUGCAGAAGUCGACAGUAUUCAUGAGGGGCCAAUCACCAUGACUGGGCGGGUCCAUGCCGUCAAACAUGGAGACCGAGACGCCAUUAUCGAAUGUGUUCUCCAGGUCGGGAGUGUUUUCGUCGUGAUCACCACGCUGCGAAAGCCCUACCACCAUGAGUCUGAUUUUUGGGAGCUCAACCUUGCACCCCGGUCGGCGGAUAUCGUGAUAGUGAAGAUCGGGUAUCUGGAACCUGAGCUAUUUGGAAUGGCCGCAGACUGGAGGCUGGCCCUAACUCCAGGUGGCGUCGAUCAAGAUUUGCCUCGACUUGGACAUUGUCGAAUCCAUCGGCCCAUGUGGCCAUUCGAUCAAAGCUUUGCUGAGCCCCCUGAUCUCACACCACAAUUGAUUCCAUCAUCAAAUGAGCCCUUCGCCGAUAUGUUUCAGGGCCGAGUCCUGUCGAUUCCCAAUAACCUCAUAAUGAAGUAG